CUAUACGACAGGGUGGACGGCUGCAUACCACGGUAGUAUCUCGUUCGCGCCUCGAUUUCCUCUCUUUGCCGACGCGACGGUUCUGCGAGUAUAAAGACUUGGAAGAUGUUUCUUUCUGCGUGGAUUCUGGCUAUGGGGUUGCACUGUAUUAUCGGGACACCCUUAUCAUCGACUGACUUUUCGUUACCAAACGAUGCCCAGUCCGAAUGUAACUGCCCCGAAAUGAAAGUCAACAAUUGGAAUAACGUGCCGAACCCGUUUUCAUCCCUCCUCAACACGGUGAUCAUCCGGGGGAUGACCUGUUUCUGCAACGCGGGCAUUAGUCCAGGUCCUAUCAGGGAUGAUUACCAACUUUCUCCUGGAAUAGGAGCGCACAAGUUGCAUACUCGUCCUCUCGCGUGGAACGAGGCGAGAAAAAUGUGCGACGAGGAAGGAGGACACCUCGCGGUUAUCAACUCGAUUGCGGAAGCUGCAGUACUCCGAGAGAUGUUGAAGAAAGCUGGCCCCAUAAAGGGCGCCGCUUAUGGCGAAGUCGCGUAUUUGGGGAUGCACGAUUUGUACAAAGAGGGCGAGUGGGUGACUAUACUUGGCGACAGUCUGCCAAAAGCGGGAUAUACAAAAUGGAGCAACAAGUGGAAUGGACAACCGGACAAUAGCGGUGGCAAACAACAUUGCGGCGUGAUGCUGAUCGAUGGGGACUUGGACGAUGUUGUCUGCACCGUGUCUUUUGCUUAUUUCUGCGAACUUCCCAUCUCGUAGAUUUUCAUUUCAUCGAUUGUUUGAGGUAAAAACGUCGAUACAACUGUCGUGUACAUGUGCCAGGCGAGUGGAAUAAAAGUGUAGAAUAUUUAUCAGAAUUUUGCAACUUGCUGUAAAAACAACUCAUGGAGGGAAA
Orussus abietinus is the source of this 895-nucleotide messenger RNA. Its product is annotated as hemolymph lipopolysaccharide-binding protein. NCBI's taxonomy places the organism in Eukaryota, Metazoa, Arthropoda, Insecta, Hymenoptera, Orussidae. The record is from RefSeq and is a predicted model, not a curated record. Bases 106 to 759 code for a protein of 217 amino acids. The transcript has 3 exons.